AUGAAAGGCAAUGCUGCCAUCGAUUGCAACGACGACGGCGCGCUCUAUUUGGAGGCAAAAGCUCACUUCGAGUUGUCUCAAGUCCUGUCAAACCCCGACAUCAAUCAGCUGCAGCAAUUCCUUCCAUUCUCUCCAUACACAAUCAGUCCCAACAUUGAGGAACAAGUCAUUGUAGGGGUCCAAGCUACUUUCUUCGACUGUGGCAGUAUCGGGAUCGGCAGCUCCAACCUCAAAACCCCCUUCUUAAAAGCAUCUGAGCUCUUCCAACCAAAGGACAUAAACUUCCAAAUGCCAUCCGGGGUCAUCAGCAGAGAGAAGCUUUUAACCAAGAGGUUUCGUUUCGACGGCGAGAGCCUGGCCCGUCUCAGGGCCAUGUUUGGCAGUGCUACUCCUACUCGCAUCGAGGCCGUGACUGCCCUCAUAUGGAAAUCGGCCAUGGAGGCAGCGAGGAAGAGGCCGGACUGGAACAAGACAUGUCCCCCAUCAUCAGCAGUGACACGUGUCCAUUGUGGCACACUCGUGGAACCAAACGAGAAAGUUGAAUUGCAGGACUUUGCAGGCAUUCUCAGGAAAUCAAUAAGGGCAAUUGAUAGCGAAUAUUUGAGCGCCCUUCAAGGCAAGAAUGGAUUGGCCAAGGCCUGCAAGAGCCUCAUGGCGGCACGGAAGCUGGCGGCGGCGUCUGCGGGAGAGAUUGAGCUCUACAGGUUCAGCAGCUGGGCGAGGUUCCCGUUCUAUGAGGUGGAUUUUGGCUGGGGAAGGCCCGGUUGGGUGUGCACCACCAGUGUUCCCAUGAAAAAUGUGGUGAUUUUGAUGGGAACUAGGUGUGGGGAUGGGAUCGAAGCCUGGAUCACCUUGGCCGAGCACGACAUGAUCGAGUUCGAGCGGGACGAUGAGUUUCUACAGUUCAUUACGCCGAGCCCUUGA
Messenger RNA from Syzygium oleosum, 924 nucleotides. Its product is annotated as stemmadenine O-acetyltransferase-like. The record is from RefSeq and is a predicted model, not a curated record. Lineage: Eukaryota; Viridiplantae; Streptophyta; Magnoliopsida; Myrtales; Myrtaceae. The coding region runs from base 1 to 924 and encodes 307 amino acids. The transcript is spliced from 3 exons.